Artibeus jamaicensis (Jamaican fruit-eating bat) is the source of this 3999-nucleotide messenger RNA. It is a transcript of the gene ZNF792, whose product is annotated as zinc finger protein 792. The transcript is spliced from 4 exons. Gene Ontology annotation, molecular function: RNA polymerase II cis-regulatory region sequence-specific DNA binding; DNA-binding transcription factor activity, RNA polymerase II-specific. The coding region runs from base 297 to 2198 and encodes 633 amino acids. Gene Ontology annotation, biological process: regulation of transcription by RNA polymerase II. The record is from RefSeq and is a predicted model, not a curated record. NCBI's taxonomy places the organism in Eukaryota, Metazoa, Chordata, Mammalia, Chiroptera, Phyllostomidae.
CCGUAGCAGGUCCCCUCCGGUUUGUGGGCGCUUCCCAUGCCACUUUUCGGAUGGAGUGGGGGACAGGAAGGUCCGGACACUCCUCCGCGCCUUCCAACGAUCCAUGAUCGCCUCCGUCACUGGGCGUCCGUCAGGGUUCGGAUGGGCCAUAAAGCUCUCCGUGGCCCUAGAGGGGGCGCUUCGGGACCCGGCAGCCUUAUACACCCGAGAGACUGAGGCUAGGAGCGCGACCCGCAGCCCAGGUCACAUCUCACCCAAGGCUGAGCCCGUGACACCUGCCUCAGACACCGGCCUUUAUGGCGGCGGCAGGGCUGAGAGACCCAGCGCAGGACUCUGUGACCUUUGAGGAUGUGACCAUCUACUUUUCCCAGGAGGAGUGGGGACUUCUUGAUGAGGCUCAGAGGCUCCUGUACUGCAAUGUGAUGCUGGAGAACUUUGCACUUAUAGCCUCUCUGGGACUUACAUCUUUCAGGUCCCACAUAGUUGCCCAGCUGAAGAUGGGGGCAGAGCCCUGGGUGCCUGACAGAGUGGACAUGUCUUCAGCCAUGGCAAGAGGGGCAUAUAAUGGGUCUGGCUCUGAUGUUCACCAUGGAACAGAGGGUGAGGAGUCACCUUGUGAGCAUAGUGUAGUAGGAGUGUCACAGGACAGGAAUCCUAAGGCAACUCUAUACACCCAGAAGGACUACCUCUCUGAUGUGUGUGACCUACACUUGAAAGACAUUUUGCACCUGGCUGAACACCAGGCAACACAUCCCAGGCAGAAACCAUAUGUGUGCGAUGCAAAUGGGAGAAAGUUAGAGUUCAUUGCAAACCUUCACCAGCAAAAGAUGCAGCAGGACAUAGACAAGUCUAUCAGAAAGCAGGAGGGUAGGGCCUUGCUUGUGAAGACCUGCAGAGAUGACACAUCUGAGAAACCUUUCAUAUUCAGGGAGCAUGGGAAGGACUUUGUAGCCAGAUUUGGCUUUCUUCAGCAUCAGAUCACUCACAGUGUGGAGGAGCCACACCAGGGCACCAAAUGUGCAGAGGAGUUUCACACUGUUCAAAGCCAUAACAGGUGCAGUGAAUUUGGGAAUGCUUUCAGUGACAAACCCACACUUGCUCAGCAACAGAGAACCCAUACUGCAGAAAGACCUUAUGAGUGCAGCAAAUGUGGGAUAUUCUUUAGUCACACCACUGGCCUCUUUCAGCACCAGAGAGAUCACAGUAGAGGAAAGCCUUAUGAGUGCUGUGAAUGUGGGAAAUUCUUUAGCCAACAUUCCAGUCUCAUUAAACAUCAGAGAGUUCACACUGGUGAAAGCCCUCAUGUAUGCAGUGAAUGUGGGAAAUUCUUUAGCAGAAGCUCUAAUCUCAUUCAACAUAAGAGGGUUCACACUGGAGAAAAGCCUUAUGAGUGCAAGGAAUGUGGGAAAUUCUUUAGCCAACGCUCCAACCUAAUUCAUCAUAAGAGGGUUCAUACUGGUAAAAGUGCUCAUGAAUGUAGUGAAUGUGGGAAAUCUUUCAACUGCAACUCCAGUCUAAUUAAACAUUGGAGAGUUCACACUGGAGAAAGACCCUAUAAAUGCAAUGAAUGUGGGAAAUUCUUUAGCCACGUUGCCAAUCUCAUUCAACAUCAAAUAGUUCACACUGGUGAACGGCCUUAUGUGUGCAGUGAGUGUGGGAAAACCUUCAGUCGAAGCUCUGAUCUCAUGAAACAUCAGAGGGUUCACACUGGUGAGCGGCCUUACCAGUGCCCUGAAUGUGGGAAGUCAUUUAGCCAGAGCUCCAGCCUUAAUAGCCAUCGGAGACUUCAUACUGGUGAACGGCCUUAUCAGUGCCCAGAAUGUGGGAAAUUCUUUAACCAAAGCUCUAGCCUCGGUAACCAUCGGAGACUUCACACCGGUGAGCGGCCUUAUGAAUGCCUGGAAUGUGGGAAAACCUUCAGACAGAGAUCUAAUCUGAGGCAGCACCAGAAAGUUCACAAACCAGAUAGGCCAUAUAAGUGCAGUGAAUGUGAGAAAGCCUUUAGCCAAAGGCGUACCCUCAUUCGGCAUCAGAAAAUUCACACUAGAGAAAGAAGUACAGAGAAUGUGCUUUCUCCUUCAGCACAAUGCACACUAGAGAAAAGCUCUGGGAGUAGUCUCUAUGAGGGAGCUGUCAGCCCAAAGCUGGACCUUGUUCAUUCAAAUAUUCAGUCUAGGGAGAUUCCCUAUGAAUGCUAGAUAUGUUGGAAGCUUUCUGGAGCUACGUUGUAUGUUCUGACUGUGGACUUUGCCAGCGUUUUUGGCAGAAGCCAUCUGAGCCUUACCCACUAGCAGGUCUUCAGGGUAUGUGCCAACUACUCCCUGUGCUCAGACUUCUCUUUAUAAGAGAAUUGUGAGUAAGCCUAUGGUCAUAAGAGUGCCUCAGUUCUUCCCAUUGUGACUUGUGUAUCUAUGCCCCUGACCCGUUUUGGCCAUGGAGACCUGAGCUGGGUUCUGCUGGCAGCUUGCUGAGAAGGUUUAAUUUCUUCAAGGAUAUUGUUGAGUUCAUGAUGCUCAUGAUGAAUUUAUCUAGCCUCCACAUUGCCCAUCCCAACAAGUACCUAAUUUAUAUUUCUCUGGUUUGGGUGAUAUUAAGGGUCUUAUUGACAAAGUCACCUUCAAUCUGUGUUCUGAUGCACUGAUUAAUGUGUGGAAUGGGUUGAGAAAAGAAUUAAGUUCUACCAAAUUAAAGGGAUCCCUAAAUUUAUUGUCUUAGAACAGCAGAGAGCAGCUCUCAGUCCAGAUAUGGCCUCAUUUUUAUUGGUAUUCAAGACUGCCUAGGCAAAAUUGUAGGGAUUUUGGGAGCCUAACAUCUGAAUGACAUGAAUUCUUGUGGACCCAGAGAUCACCUCAAAGAAGGGGCAUUUGUGACAGACUUUGGUGCAUCUGAGAGUAGCAUGAAUUAGGCCCCACUGUUUCCAGGGGAUGUCUCAUAUUCCCUAGCACUGUUGAACAGACACUAUUUACUUUGGCAUCUGUCAAGGAGCCAUAUACCUUGAAGUCUAACAUACGGUAUUUGAUUAUAAGUGAUUGUAAGACUUACUGGGUCCACUGGGACCAUAAUUUGUACAGGAACACUGGAAGUUAUAAUGGAGUAAGUGAGGCUGCAGCAAACUAGAGGGAAUGUAUUAAAAGAUUUUAUUUGUUUUUAGAAAGAAGGGAAGGGAGGAAGAAUUUAAGGCAGAGAAACAUCAAUGUGUCAUUGCUCCUCAUGCACCCCCUACUGGAGACAUGAUCCACAACCCAGACAUCUGGCCUGACUGGAAAUUGAACCUGUGACCCUUUGGUUUGUAGGCUGGCACUCAAUCCACUGAGCCACAUCAGCCAGGGCUGGAAUGUACCUGUUUUAAAAGAGCAUCUACAAAUGUUUUCUUGACUAUGACUGCAGGAUUCAGACUUUGCAGAAGUUUUCAAGACCACCAGACUUCUGUCACGACUAGGGUUACUGGCAGAGCAAAUAAUCGAAAAAGUUUUGUAGAUUACUGUAGGCUCACUGCAUUAUCUCAAAGCCACUGUUGCAUUGGCAGAAAAAUAGGACCUGAGAGGAGGUAGAUUCUGUAUUCCAGGGGUGUUACAUUUGUGACAUAGCCAGCCACUUUUGCUGCCAAAGCAAUGAGAAAGUAGAAUUAAUGUGGGGUUACCAAAUCUUCCAAUUUGCUAAAUGAAUGGAGAUCGGAUUCUUAUGUGCAACAAUUUCUUUUAAUACUUUAUUGAGAUAAAGUGGUCAGGCAAUAAAUAAUUAUAUGUAUUUAGUAUGUACAAUUUCAUAUGUUUUUAAGUGUGUGUAUACUCAGGGAAUCAACACUAUAGUCAUGAUAAUAAACCUAUCCAUUACCCACAAAUCUACCUUGUGCCCCUUUAUUAUUUCUCUUUGUCUUUCCCAGGAAACCAUUAGCCUCAUCCCAAGGAAUCUAUUAACCUUUUCUCACAUAGAUUUGUUUGUGUUCUAUAGAUUUUAUACAAUUAAAAAGGAAUUAUAAAGUACUUAUACUCUACUUUU